Liolophura sinensis is the source of this 1314-nucleotide messenger RNA. RefSeq names its product transcriptional protein SWT1-like. The record is from RefSeq and is a predicted model, not a curated record. Gene Ontology annotation, cellular component: nucleus. The transcript has 9 exons. NCBI's taxonomy places the organism in Eukaryota, Metazoa, Mollusca, Polyplacophora, Chitonida, Chitonidae. The coding region runs from base 1 to 924 and encodes 307 amino acids.
AUGUCUAAUGAAGUUGUGUUGUGUCUGUGUUUCAGGUUGGGUGUUGUCUUGAGAAAACCACCAUGGUCUCUGCGAGAUGUUUUAGAAUGCUAUGAAAAACAUUGGAUAGCAGUAUUUGGUCAAUUCUUUGACAGAAAAUUGCAGACUUCUGUGAUCUCAUUGUUGAAGCAUUUCAAACAGAGCACAGGCUAUGGUACCAACAUCAGACAAGCUUGCUGUCUCUUGGAUGAUGCAUUGUGUGUUGUGGGCGAACUAAGUGUGAAAAAACAGUAUUCUGACUUAACUAAGGAACCUCGGGCAAUUUUCUCCAAGUUAAAGGAUCUUGGCAACAAAGUAUUAGAGGGCUUUAAAGAGAUUGAGGAUGUCCCCGAUUUACAGGUGUACCUGGGCAAGGUGCCCACAAUCACAACACAGGUACAACACCACAGUCCAUCACUGGAAGGCUCUAUGGUCAGUCUGGACACAGAGGACCUCAGCUCCAGUACCUCCACUCACACACUGUACCAGCAUGAGGCUGAUGCUAACUUAGUCAAGGAGAAAUUCCAGAAGUCUUGGGAAGCCAUUGAUAAUUACUGCAAUGAGGUGCAGCAAAUGAUGCAGCGAGGUGCGAUGGAUGAGGUGUACGCCUCAGUGUAUGAACAUCUGCCAGUUCUCUCAGAUCUCCGCAAAAACUUCACUAGUGCUCUGAAUGUCAAACGAAGACUCAUUCCGCAGAUGAAUGCCCAUUUCGCUGCUCUCUGCUCCUCUCUAGAUGCAAUCAUCCCUCCAGAUCCAACCAACAACAACGACGAGAAAAACCUGGUGGAUGCUGAUAAACUGGCGAGGUUCUUCUCCAAGAAGGAUAACAGGCCUCUGCUCACCUUUGGCUUGAAACAACUGGUUGACAUGGUGAGAUCACUGUUCCGGUGUGUGCAGCAAGCAUGAGGUGUCCAAAAUCUAAACUGUUGGUAUAUCUGUGAAGUAUGGCUGUGAUGUGGAACAUCUAAAUAUGUUUACUCUUCAUGACUGUUUUUAGAAAUGGCUAAGUUGCUGAACAACUUUGCUGUUCUUGUAAAUUAGCUAAGACAGAGGUGCUGAACUUAUGAAAACCUGUUCAUGAGUAUUGUUCAAAGUUCAAGAGUUGAUCUUCUAAACACCUGUACCGUACUCAUGUGUAUUAUAGUGGUGAUGUUGAACUUUUAAACACCUGUACUUGUCCCUGAGUUAAUCAUGGAUGUGAUGUUAAUUUUCUAAACAUCUGUACUCAUGAGUUUUAAUCAUGGAUGAAUUGUUGAUCUUCACAGAACAUGCACUGUUCAUUUGUGUAAAGUGAUG